Molecule: messenger RNA, 1122 nt
Organism: Triticum urartu
Lineage: Eukaryota; Viridiplantae; Streptophyta; Magnoliopsida; Poales; Poaceae
Source: RefSeq, a predicted model, not a curated record
AUGCCACAAACUGAACCACUUAACCCCACUAACAAACCGCAGAAAAGUCAUCCCCAACCCACACCGCACGACACCCACUUCCUCCUCCACCGAUCCAAACCCCCACCUACCCUCCACCUUCUACCGCGCCGCAGCCGGAGCAUCACCCUGCACCCUGGGCCGCUGCAGUGCCGCGUUGUCCCCGGUGCCGCCACCGUAGCACCACCCCAGGCCAGUGCUGCCCUGCCCCACCAAGCCCCGUUAACCUUCUACGAGCUCCACCUUCUGUGGGCGCCGCCACCGUGCCCCCUACUACCUCCGACCGCCAGCGCUUUCCCCGCCACCACCACCGCAUCCACCACAGUCUCCCUCCCCUGCGCCGGAUCCAGCAGUGGGCGGCCGCCUCCCACAACGACGGCUCAGUCCAGAUCGAGGUGGGGGCAGCCACGACUUGCCGCUGAUGGGCGUGACCCGCACUGUCCCCGCUCAAUCUCAUGCCUCCUCCGCGCCCCCACCAGUGCUAUUAGACAUCAGUGGUGCUCAAGUCAUAAUUGUGCUAUUCUACUGCUGGUACGUGGUUCUGGCGUUGCGGGCAAGCAGUACGGUUCCGGCCACCCGCCCCUCCCCACGCCGAUGCGCUGGACGACAACAACACAACAACACCGGAGGUGGCGCCAUGGCCAUCUCAAUCUUGUCCCUGCGCCACACCAUGGAUCUCGUUCGAUAGCGACCUCAUCGACGACCAAGUGCUGCAGCCCACUUUUUUAUUUUUGCAAUUCGCAUGUUAAAGUUUCUUUUUGCAGUGCGUGUGUGCUGCUCGGUGUGAGCUCGAAUGAAGACACAGAUCAGUCCACUCUGUUCUCUAAUGCAGAAAAGAAGGAAAAACCAAUUAUAAAAAAUACGCAAGACUCGCUCUCUUGUGUGCAGUUCGUUUAGAGUUUGAUUGAUGUCCUGUAUUGUGAGUUGUGGAGUUCGAUUGGGCUCCCAUGGUAAAGUUCAUAAAAAAUUGUCCAUUGAGAUUGGUAGUGCAGUGUAUAGUAUAGAGGAGUUUACUUUGUAAAAACUUCUACAAAGCAUGAUGUAGUUUCUUUGUUAAAAACCCCUUGGUGGCUACGACAAAAAACAUGCAGUUUGUUCCGAAUU